This is a messenger RNA of Penicillium taxi, 1095 nucleotides long. RefSeq names its product serine threonine kinase. The record is from RefSeq and is a predicted model, not a curated record. The coding region runs from base 1 to 1095 and encodes 364 amino acids. Gene Ontology annotation, molecular function: ATP binding; protein kinase activity. Gene Ontology annotation, biological process: protein phosphorylation. NCBI's taxonomy places the organism in Eukaryota, Fungi, Ascomycota, Eurotiomycetes, Eurotiales, Aspergillaceae. The transcript is spliced from 2 exons.
AUGGGCGCUUUCUACCAGAUUUUUUUCCUUAUACUAAGCUUCAAUGCUUUCCUACCUUUCGCCUUCGCGGCUCAUCGGUCCCUUCGACCGAUUUAUAAGCCUGAUCUAUUAAACCGCCGAGAUGAUGUACCCACUGCUCUCGACGGAUGGGCUCUUUACAGCACUUACAAUGACUACUGCGAAACCAACGAUGAUUCUUAUGCAGAAGUACCUGAUGCAUCCUCACAAGGAACGGUCGAUAAUGCAGAGAAGCGCCUUACAUACUAUUCUGAAUUCGAUUGCGAAGACCGUACACUCACAUGGAGUAGCCUGAUUGCACAAACAGUCUAUUCAAGUCUAUUUAAAGCCAAGCUAGAUGACUAUGAUCAAGAUGUUGUGAUGAAGCGAAGCCGGGGACAAGGACCUCUUAUGCUACACGGUGCUUCGUUACAACAGCAGUUUUCUGGGGCUAUAAAUAUCCUUGAUGUUAUUGAUUACGUUUGGGUCAGCGCAGGGAGAAAGGCUGGAUAUCUGAUCAUGCCCUAUAUUUCAGAUGGUUCGGUUGCGGAUAAACUUGAUACAUAUUCUGCCUCGGGCCAAGAUACAGUCAACAAGGCCUUCAAACAGAUUCUCACUGGUGUGAAUGUUAUUCAAGCUGCGGGAGUUAUGCACCGUGAUAUCAAGCCCGCAAAUGUUCUUAUUGAUGGUGACACUUUAAAACUCGCGGAUUUCGAUUAUUCUCUCCAGAAAGACACAUCAAACGAAUAUGCGAUAGGCACUGAUGGCUAUAUCGCUCCUGAGGUCGUUCGAAUGACUACCUAUGAUAUGAAAGUGGAUACAUUUGCCCUUGGAAUGACCUGGAUGGUGAUGUCUGUACCAUCUCUCGCAGACAACAACAAUGAGAAACUGUUACUUCUAUGGAAGUCUGUUCUCACUGAGAGGGAUGGCAACACCUACCUGGAGGCCAGUCAGGUCGAGGAUACCCUGAAUUCAUAUGAAGUUUUACAAAAGGACGCUACAUUGCGCAGCCUGAUUGCAAAAACUCUUUGUGGACCUGACGAACGUUUGACCGUCGCAGAAUUAUAUACCCAGUUUUCGAAUGUGGCUGGAGUGUAA